GUUAAGAAAAAUUAUGUCAGUAUUAUUGUCACAUUAUUUUUUAAAUUUAUACAUAUGAUAUACAACCUAGUUUUAAUUUUUAUCUCACUUUUUACAUUUAUUUCACCUUGUUGCCCACCACAUACUUUACCAGUACAACGCCAAGAGGAUUCAUUGGAAAAUAAAUUUUAUUUAGUCCACGAAAACUGCAAUUUCUCUCUAAUAUCACCAAAAAAAGUCAUCAACCCAUACCGACAGGCAAUCGAUAAUAGAGUUGAACCUAAGCCUUUUGGCGCCUUUUGGUUGAAGUGUGCAGCUUGUUUAGCAGUUGCAAACGAAGUAGGAAAAGCCGUGGAAAGUGCUAAGCAAGUGAUAAAAGAAGAUAUACAUAUCAAUGAUGGGGUGUCCACCAACGAUACUGCACUAUUUGAAAGAAAGUUUAGCGAAUUGUGUACCAAUGGAUUCAAAAACUACAAUCUUAGAAAACACAAGGAAAUCAGUCUGGUAACUAAUAUGCUACAUUGUACUGAACACGUGAAUACACAGAUGGACGGGAGCUGGACGAAAAAAUUGAGAGAGCUAUGUAAUUUAUACACUUCGUACAUGGAUAUAGUGUAUAUUGCUAAUUAUAUCAAUAGCACUGAGGAAUUAAGUGGAUACUUAUGCAUGUUAGUAUUAAAUACAGUUUUUAUUUCUAUCUGGAAUAUUCAGAGAUUGUGGCAAUAUGGAAACAACGGAUAUUUCCCACAGUAUCGAGCAACUGAAUUUUUGCAAAAACAAGCAGUGCUGUUAAAAUAAAAACUCUUUUUAGUAACUCUAUUUAGAUUUUGCGAAAAGGUAAAUGUUUUCUUUUUCUUGAACUGGAGCCCUUGAACUUAUCUUGAAUAUCGUUGAAGAAACACAAACUUUCGCUACCCAUUUCCAUUCGCGGUCUGUGGUUCAAUCUAGUAAAUUGAUGUUCUGUGCUAUAUGACAACAGACGAACGACUCAGUUUUGUGCGAACAACGAUAACGAAUAACGACAAACAGACAUAACCUCAAUUUUUUUAACCGGUAUCUCUUCUUUAAAAGUCCCUUCUUUUGUCUAUUUUUUUAUGCUCAAAAUCAUUAAAGUAUUCCUCGACAAUGAACAAGUUUGUAGAAAAAGACAAAAGUAACAUGGACAGCAAACGUGAAAUGACAAUUACAUAUUAUUUGGAACUGAGUUCCGAUUUUAUUAGGAUUCAAGGAAUUCUGAUGGGAUUAGAAGAGAAAUUAGGUGGUUUUGAGAGAAUCAGAUACACAGGAGGCAAUGAAGAUGCAAUAGGGCUCAUUGUGAAGGCAAUAAAAGACUACCUAUGCAAAAAGAAGAAUUAUUUGGUGGACAAUAAAGUAAAUCCCAAAUAUGAUAAGCAACUGGAAGAACUUGUGUUCUUUUUAGCUAUGAAUACAACUUAUAAAAUACCAAUUCACUAUCCAUCUGCAAAUCUUAUUGGAAUAAUUGCUCGUCUAUCAAAAUGCGUUCUUACAAAUAUUGUUUAUCAGUUGAAUCUUGUCAAGUAUUUAUCUGUUGUUAUUGAACACAUGCCCAUGCAUGUUGGCGCUGAACUGAUUGAUGAGAUGAUACAGUGUAUGAAAAAAUCUCCACCAAAGCUGCAAAUUCAGAAUACUUAUUUGAUUCUAAAGGCUGCAGCUGCUAGGAUAUCUGCUGUAGAGGACCCACUACCAGUGGAAGAUGACGUAAGUAAUCUUGUAGAAGUGUCCAAUAUAAUGAUGCAAAACCUAACAAUGCUUCCUGUUGAUCAAGUUAACAAUUGGAACUCCUCACAGAUCUAUAAACACAUGGGUUAUUGCCUCCUCAAUUUAUUUAAUUUGCUUCUUGAUUGCAAAAGGAUUCCAGUCAUGAAAACUUUUAUCUACAAUGUGCUCAGAGGAUGCUGUUCUGUGGUUCAGAAUAUAACAGUUGAUGUUUUUUGUUUAUGGGCAGAGAUUAAAGAGGAUGAAGAAAACCUACAAAUUGUGAUAGCCAACAAAGCAUACAUUGUAACCCAGUGCUUUGAAGCGUAUCCUGACGCCUCAGGAUUGUUAUCUAUGCUGAAAACCAUUGCCAGGAAGCCAAAAACACUGACUGAGCAAAUUCGUGAGGCUGACAUUCCAAAGAUGAUCAGUCAGGUUAACAAAGAAAAUAGUGAUCAGAAGGUUUGGUUUCAAGCACUUCUGAGCAGUCCUCAGUUGUUGGAUGAUAAGGAAGCCCUGAACUGCAUCCAGAAGUGGUCCCGUCUUUGCAGUGAAGACGAACUGUUCUGUUUGCUAAACCUGUUUGCUGAAACUAAAAAACCUGCUCUGAAGAACGUUAUUAUCGACUCUGCAAAAAAUUUGAGCUUAGAUAAACUGAUGUCAGUGAUGGUGAAGCAUUUUUAUAGGAAUAAGUUAGAUUGCAUACUUUCAGAUGAUGUGGAAGCACAACUGACACUUAUUUUCAAUAAGAUUGGAAAGAAUAAAUGCCCGGUUGAAAACUUGGAAUUAGAAGUUAGUUUGCGGUUAUUGCAAAAUCCUAAAACAGUCAUUAGAUUCUUGUACCAGGAAUGUUUGAAAAGUUCGUUAUUUAAAAACUUUCUUAAAAAUGUAUUUGAGAGUUUGAAGGAAAUCGCAAGGAUUAACGACAUAGGCGUUUGUGUGUGGAACGACGUUAUCAGGGAAAAUCUCCCCACUCCAGGAAAUGUGAAGAAGUAUGCAGAGAUGUUUAGCGGGUUACUGGAGAUGGAUUAUAUUUCAAACGAAAUUGCUUGGCAGAAGAUACUAUAUCCGUUGUUGAAAGUUUUACAUGAAAGUGACAAUCUCCAAUGCUUAAGUUGUACCUUACAAAUAGUUCAGAACUCGAAGCUAAAGAUUCACCGAAAUCUGGAGAACAAAGAGGGUAUCGAGUUUCUAUUAACACUGAUGACAGAAUACAGAUGCAAAUUUUUCACAUUCAAUAGUCUGAAACAACACAUUGUCAAACUCAUUGUUGAUAUUAUUCUGGACUCAUGCAUUGUUUACAAAGAAGAUAAACUGAUAUUACCCAAGGAAGAUAUGUUCAGCAGUUACUAUAAGAACUACUUGACCGGUGAUACAGAGAAUUUCUUUUUUCAAACUUUGUGUCCAACAUUUGAUAUUAGCAAGCAUGGAGAAUGUGUAGCUAAAAUGUUGCAGAUCUUGCCCCUAGCUGUGACACGAGAGUGGCUAAUCAUCACAGAAGGCAUAAUCAAUAUUGGAGGGGCGGCUAGAUGCACAGAAUUACUGACGGACAUGUUGAUAAUGCUUUGUCAACUAGUAAGAACUCAAAAUUUUGAAUCCGCCGAGUCACUUAAAGCAGCUCUAAAGUACAACAUACAAAAUUAUGGAAUAUCUGUACAGCAAAAAAUUCUACAUGAUUCGCCUAUAGAGACAGAGGUUCAAGUCAACAUACAAGUGUGUCGUCUACUUUCUUAUCUGCCGUCAGUUGUGAAAGAAGAGGAGGGACUGUCACUUGCAAAUAUUCUAACCGAGAGAUCUCUGAAGUCGUUGAAAGAUGAUAAGGAAUUUUUAUGUUUAUUGCUACUUAUUGAACACACUAAUAUUUGUAAAGUACUGGCACAGAAAAUAACCACUUAAAUAUUUAUAACAGCGGCAUUUUACAUAUGUCUGAUUUUGGUUUUCUGGUGCAAUUCUUGAUUUGUAUACAUUUUAUAGCCAACACCACCGAGCCUUAUUGUUAAAAAGGCAACAACCCUCCCAAGUAUUAAUGAACGCCAACACACUUACACUUGCGAGUAUGAGUGGCGAUAAAAUUAGCCAUUGAUUUGCUACCAAUAAAAUAUUCAUUUUCAAGAAUAACACUUUUAUGACUUCUUAUUUAUAGUCCACUUCGUUUAACUAAAAGGUAACAUACAGUUUUAGGUGUAUUGACAGCAUA
Molecule: messenger RNA, 3892 nt
Organism: Acanthoscelides obtectus
Lineage: Eukaryota; Metazoa; Arthropoda; Insecta; Coleoptera; Chrysomelidae
Source: the annotation of a GenBank genome assembly